This is a messenger RNA of Rhopilema esculentum, 522 nucleotides long. The record is from RefSeq and is a predicted model, not a curated record. Lineage: Eukaryota; Metazoa; Cnidaria; Scyphozoa; Rhizostomeae; Rhizostomatidae.
AUGAGGGUCACAGCAUGGAUCGUCAGAUUUAUCAGAAAUUCACAAGCAAAGAAAGCAAGCAGAAUCAAAGGCCCAUUAUCUACCCCUGAAAUCCAAGAGCAGAUAACCCAGUGGGUAAAGCGAGUACAGAGUAGAGCAAAAAGCAAUGACAGUUUCAAAGAAGAUGAACAGAAGCUAAACAUCCAGAAGAAUGAUGAGGGGAUAUUAGAGUGCAGAGGACGGAUUCAGGGACAGUGCCCUAUUUACCUACCUUCAGACACACUGUUCACAGAAAAGCUGGUGAUGGAUUCUCACAUAAGCACAGGCCACGGGGGAGUCAGCAUGACAAUGUCAAGUGUACGAGAGAGGUUUUGGGUACCGAGGUUGAGAAAGCUUGUAAAGAAAUUGAGAUUCAAGUGUGCAGGAUGCAAGAGAUUUCAUGCAAGAGCAUUCAACAGUCCACCACCUGGGAUUCUACCAAAGGACAGAACUGGGGGAAGUAGUGUACGGUACUUUAUUAUUAUCAUUCGUUAUGUUGAUUAG